GGGGCGCGGGGCGGGCCGGGGCGCACGCGCCGCCCGGUGCGGGGCUCGAUCGCGCCGCUUUCCCGACGCUGUAUCCGCCGGCGGCGCCAGAACAAUAGGGGCCGCCGCCGCCGCCCGCCGGCCCUGGGCGCCGCGGCCGCCGCCCGCCCGCUGCCCACCGCCCACCGCCCCCGGCCCGCGGGACCUUCAUGCGCUUCCCCUCCCCCGCGCACGCACGGCGGGUGCGCGCCUGCCCCGGAACAGGACUGCCACUGUUGAGGCUGUGGGAGUAUGAAUCAGCAGCAGCAGAGAAUGGCUGCAGUUGGGACAGACAAAGAGCUCAGUGACCUGCUGGACUUCAGUAUGAUGUUUCCCCUGCCAGUGGCUAAUGGAAAAAACAGACCCACGACCCUAACAAGCACGCAGUUUGGAGGAUCAGGUUUGGAUGAAAGACCAGGAUCAGGUUCCUGGGGAACGGGAGAUCAAAACAGCUCCACAUUUGACCAAGGAAGGCAGAGCUAUGGUGAAGGCCCCCACUAUGAGCACAGGGACCUGCCAUCCCACAACAGCAUCUCCUCAUCACCAUUCCUGGGAGCUGGACUAGUGGGGAAGAGCAAUGAAAGAGCCUCGUACUCCACGUUCGGAAGAGACACGGGGAUGCCAGGGCUAAACCAGACUGGUUUCCUGCCCAGCGAAAUGGGAAUUGCGAGCCCGAGCACGCUUUCCCCCACCGGAGUGAAGGGGGGGUCUCAGUAUUUUUCUUACCCCAACAAUCCUCGCAGGAGAGGUGCUGAGAGCAACAUAGAUGGACAGCCCAAAAAGGUUCGGAAGGUGCCUCCUGGACUCCCCUCCUCGGUGUAUCCAUCCAACUCAGGUGAUGACUACAGCAGGGAUCCAGCUGGAUAUACCCCCUCGAAACCUCCCAGCACUGUGUAUCCUGGAGCCUUUUACAUGGCAGAUGGUCUCCAUAACUCUCCAGACCUGUGGAGUUCCCCGGGCGCCAUGAGCCAGUCGAGUUACGGUGCCAUGCUGGGCAGCUCCUCCUCUCCACUCCCACAGUCCAGUGGUUUCAACAGUUUACACCAGCACGAACGCAUGAACUACCAGCUCCACUCAGGAGAGGUGAAUGGUGGGCUCCCCUCCGUGUCUGGCUUCUCCUCAGCCUCCACACCCUACGGUGUCUCCAGCCACACCCCCCCGAUCAGCGGGACCGACACCAUGAUGGGUAACAGAGGCACCACCGCUGGGAGCUCGGGAGACGCGCUGGGCAAGGCACUGGCUUCAAUUUAUUCCCCCGAUCACUCUAGCAAUAACUUCUCAUCAAACCCCUCCACACCAGUGGGCUCCCCUCAGGGGCUUGCAGGCACAUCCCAGUGGUCACGGGCGAGCGGCCAGGGUGCCUUAUCUCCCAGCUACGAAGGGAGCCUCCACACCUUACAAAACAAAAUGGAAGACAGGUUGGACGAAGCCAUCCACGUGCUGAGGAACCACGCCGUGGGCCAGACAGCCACCAUGCCCAGCAGCCACGGGGACAUGCACGGGCUCCUGGGCUCAGCACCAGCCCACAGUGCCAGCGUGGGCAGCCUGGGCCAGGCCUUCCCCGCCGCCGUCAUGUCCCUGGGGAACAGGCACCCCAGUCUGGUGGGAGGAGGUCACCCGGAAGAUGGGUUGUCCAGCAACCCCAGCAUGCUCCACAACCAUGUCACACUUCCGUCACAGCCCAGCUCACUCCCUGACCUCAGCAGGCAGCAGGACACGUACAGUGCAGGUUUGUCAGGGGGGCUGGGGCGAAGCAGCGUCUCCUCAGGAACCAGUGAGAUAAAGAGGGAAGAGAAGGAGGACGAGGAGAACACGUCGGUGGCAGAUAAUUCAGAAGAAGAGAAGAAGGAGCUGAAACCCUCCCGGAACAGAACAAGGUGCUCUUUGAACAGUCAAGAUGAGGAUGAGGAGGACGAUCUUCUUCCCCCAGAGCAAAAAGCCGAGAGAGAGAGAGAAAGGAGGGUCGCCAAUAAUGCCCGUGAGCGCCUGCGGGUCCGGGACAUCAACGAGGCCUUUAAAGAGCUCGGACGCAUGUGCCAACUCCACCUAAACAGCGAAAAACCACAGACCAAACUGCUAAUCCUGCACCAGGCCGUAUCGGUCAUACUCAACCUGGAGCAACAAGUUAGAGAGCGCAACCUGAACCCGAAAGCAGCCUGCCUGAAGCGUCGGGAAGAGGAGAAGGUGUCUGGAGUUGUAGGAGAUCCUCAGAUGACACUUUCAGCUUCACAUCCUGGUCUAGGAGAUGGUCACAACCCUGUUGGACACAUGUAAAGAUCUUUUUGUUCCUCUGGAUAGAGAGAUCUGUAGGAGGAAAACCCUCGGUGUGACCUGCAACCUUCUCGAACCAUAAACUUUAGUUCUGCUCAUACUGACACACGUGGAUGGAUCCUGGCAUGGCGUAAGGGGUGGAGAAAAACAAACAAAAAAACACUUUCUCAAAUGAAAACAAACAAAAAAAAUUGCCUUAAGUAUAAAGUGAGGAACAGUCAAUACAUAUCACUCAGUUAGGAGGGGGUGGCGUGUUCUCUUGGCUUGUUCUCAAGCAGCCAGCAGCAAAAUUGUGCCUAAGCUUGAUAUUUCUUUUUUUUUUUUUUAAGGGGAAAAAAAAAAAAAGAACAUUAGUUAUGAGAUUUUUUUUAUGUAGAACAAAUAGCAAUGCCUUUUGGGUUGUUUUGUUGGUUUUUUGGUUUUUUUUUUUUAGCUUCUUUUUGCAUAUGUUUUGUAAGCGACGAAAAGAAUCUUUUUUUUUUGUAUAAAAAAAAAACGAAAAAAAAUGUCUUGUACCCCA
Messenger RNA from Apus apus (common swift), 2809 nucleotides. It is a transcript of the gene TCF3, whose product is annotated as transcription factor 3. The coding region runs from base 271 to 2292 and encodes 673 amino acids. NCBI's taxonomy places the organism in Eukaryota, Metazoa, Chordata, Aves, Apodiformes, Apodidae. Gene Ontology annotation, cellular component: transcription regulator complex. The record is from RefSeq and is a predicted model, not a curated record. Gene Ontology annotation, biological process: regulation of transcription by RNA polymerase II. The transcript has 20 exons. Gene Ontology annotation, molecular function: RNA polymerase II cis-regulatory region sequence-specific DNA binding; DNA-binding transcription factor activity, RNA polymerase II-specific; protein dimerization activity.